UCAGGGAAAAGCCAACAAAGAGCACCUCACUUUCUUGUUGUCUCCUGUUAUUUCAAGAGACCUAUACACACCAUGAGCACUGGAUCGACCGGCCUCUUGUACCUUGGCACUGACUCGAACAAGCUCCUUGUGGUGAAAGAUGGAGAGGUGAUUCAAUCCAUCCAUCCUGUGGCGCCCAAUCCUCUUGGACUCCCAGAAGGUGUCUACAAUGGGAUUUCCACAGAAUGGGUCUCCUGUCACCCCAGAUUUCCCGUCGUCUACGCAUUGACAUCUUAUUGGAAUGCUUCUGAGGCAUGUGUGACUACGUUUCAAAUCCAAAAACCAAGUGGCAAACUGAUUCGCUUGGGUGAAUCAUCGUCUACCCAUGGGUUACAUGCCGCCCAUGCUACCUUCUCUCCGGAUGGUAACACCUUUGUCAUGGCGCAUCACAAUGAUGGAAAGCUCGUCUUUUUCGACUGCAGCAAUGGAGCCGAGGCUCUUCCUUCCAAGCCCAUUCUGGUUAUUGAGACGCCAGAAGUGAAUCCAGGCCGACGCCGCAUUACAAAGCCCAAGGAUGCCUUUCCAGGCCUACCAUCGUUACAUCACGUCCAAUAUUCUCCCAGCCAAAAGUGCCUAGUGACGGUGGAUCCUUCGCAAGACUACAUCUUUACGUAUACCGUCAAUGAACAGACGGGACUACCCAUCUCUCGAAAUCCACAAUCCAAAUUCAAGUGCUAUUCCGAUGUCCCCAUUUACGGGUACUUUCAAAGACUCAUCACUCAAUGCGUGCUCAAAUGCAAACGACGGGCCCGCAAAACGGCCAUUCAUCCCAAUGGCAAGUACAUUUACGUCCUAUACGAAUCCCUCAAUCGGAUACAAGUCUACAAGUUAGUAGAUGAUCUCGGAACGAUUGAUUUCAAAAUCUCAUGCUGCCAAGAAGUAUCCACAUUGGAUCCUGCCUUUUUCAAGACCCCUUGGUGUCGUCCCGUGGGCAUUGCGUUGCAAUUGGCAGCGGAAUUGUACGUGACCAAUGAUGGUUCGACACUACUGGUAUCCAACCGAGGUGACAUUAAAGUGCCAGGAUCUCGCGCCGAGAGCGGUAUUCGUGUCUUUUCCAUUCAUCAAGAUGGACAAGUCCUGCAACCGCAGGGGGCACUCGACAACAUCCAGGGGCCCGUUCGACACUUUUUGUGUAUGGAGGAUACUAGUAGUGAGCUGGUGGCCGCAGUUUGUCAAUCUGGUGGAAAGUCAUACCUCCAAUCGUUUCGUCAAGAAAAGGGAAAGCACAACAGCAAGGGCGACGAGCGCCAUUAUGAGUACGCGGCGACUACUACAAUCAGUGUACCCGAGAAUGUGUUUUGCAUUGCUCAUCACAGAGGCUAAAGGGACAACUCAACCCAAUUAGCGCGCAUGCCGUAGUACUGGCAACUACCGUCAUCAUGAAGCCACAGAGUUGUUCAAGCGCUUUCCAGGGGGGUGGAUCCCGCUGAAACAUUUGCAUUACGGUAAAAAAUAGAGCAAGUUUUCCGGUCGC
Molecule: messenger RNA, 1513 nt
Organism: Seminavis robusta
Lineage: Eukaryota; Bacillariophyta; Bacillariophyceae; Naviculales; Naviculaceae
Source: the annotation of a GenBank genome assembly